CUGAACCCGCUCGAAUGUGUUGGCGGAGAGGAUUAAACCGAGAGAAAACAUUGUCUUUCGAUGGUUUACGACCACCACAGCAAGCCCGGCGUCGUGCACAUGGACUGGUAAAGGCUCCCAGUUGGCGGUGGAGACGAGAGAACUGCGCAGUGAACGAGCUUUCGUGGAUAUUUUAGUGUUUCCCCCCCCUCGCUGGAAGCCUGUUCGCACUGUUUUCGCAAGCUAGCUGCUAGCUGCUAGCCUCGGCCCCGCGGAGCUGCGAUGGUCGUCGCGGGGUUUAGCGGAUGUGUCCGGGCCACUCUUCACUGAACCGACGACACCAAAUGGGACCGUCCAGCAUCGGGCGAAACCAUCGCGGCAUAGACUAACCUUUAAGAGACAUUUCUCUCUUUGUUUUUUGUGGGAAUUGAACCCGAGGAUUCUGUGGACUCUGCAGCAGCAGGUGUUUUUCUAGUUGGAUUUUAGCCCACUGACGUUCUCCCACAGCCAUGGAAUCGACGGUUGAUGACGAUGCAAUGGCAGCGUGAAUGAAGCUUGGCGUGGGGAGAGCUGAACGAUGCCCAAAGGUGGGGGUUCUAAAACCCCCCAGCUUGACCACUUCCCACUCAGCACCGACAUGGUGGAAAAGCAGGGUGGGAAGAAGGAUAAAGUGUUGUCAAACAAGACGCCCAAGUUGGAUCGCAGUGAUGGGGUCAAAGAGAUGAAAGAAAAGGCCCCUAAAAGGAAGCUGCCCUUUACUGCUGGAGCUAAUGGAGACCAGAAAGAUUCUGACUCAGAGAAACCAGGUCCAGAGCGGAAGCGAAUUAAAAAGGAGCCUACCAACACCCGGAAGGCGGGCUUGGCUUUUGGGAUGGGGAUGCCAGGGAUCCGGGCCGGGUACCCCCUUUCUGAGCGGCAGCAGGUGGCCUUGCUCAUGCAAAUGACAGCUGAGGAGUCCAUCAACAGUCCAGACACAACACCAAAGCAUCAGUCGCAGUCCAGUAUGGGUCAGAAGGGAACGCCAAACUCUGCAUCUAAAACCAAAGACAAAGUGAAUAAACGGAAUGAGAGAGGAGAGACUCGGCUGCACAGAGCAGCGAUCCGUGGAGAGGUACGCCGCAUCAAGGAGCUCAUCAGCGAGGGAGCUGAUGUGAAUGUAAAAGACUUUGCAGGCUGGACUGCAUUGCAUGAAGCGUGCAAUAGGGGGUUCUAUGAUGUGGCCAAGCAGCUGCUGGCAGCCGGAGCAGAGGUCAACACCAAGGGCCUGGAUGAUGACACCCCUUUACACGAUGCAUCCAGCAAUGGACAUUUCAAGGUGGUUAAGCUUCUUUUACGGUAUGGAGGGGACCCACGUCAAAGCAACAGGCGAGGUGAAACACCACUGAAGGUUGCCAACUCUCCAACUAUGCUGAAUCUAUUGCUGGGGAAAGGCACGUACACUUCAAGUGAAGACAGUUCAUCGGAAUCAUCAGAGGAGGAAGAUGCCCCCUCAUUCGCCCCGUCCAGCUCUGUCGAUGGCAAUAACACAGACUCAGAGUUUGAGAAGGGCCUGAAGUUGAAAGGGAAAACUAUGGACCCUCCUAAAUCUGCGACCACACCAGUCAAAGAUGAAUAUGAAUUCGAUGAGGACGAUGAGGAGGAACGUGUCCCUCCAGUGGACGAUAAACACCUCUUGAAAAAAGACUUUCGUAAGGAACCUGUCCCCAAGCCCAACAGCCUCACCGCCAUACCCAAGAUGGAGGUCAAAACUUAUUCCAAAAGCAACUCGCUCACACCAAAGAAAACUGUCAGGCGGAUCAUCUCUGACAGUAACAGUUCAGAUGAGGACGACAGGACGUUGUGUUUUACUUCAGCGCCUACGCCGCGGCAACAAGCCCAGCAAACAAAUACCAAGGCUAGAGACUCUGGCUCCAUGAGCUCUAAACAACAGAAAGACAAGAAUAAAGUCAAAAGGAAGCGGAAGAAGGAGCCUAAAAAUAAUGUCAGUAAAGAAGUCAAGUCUAGUAAAGUCAACGACAAAUUCUGUACAUCAGAUUCUGACUGUGGAGACAUGGAGAGUGAGGACGACAAGGGCUCAAAUAGUAUAAAGGACUCAUCUACAGUGAGCCUGAAAGAAUCCCCUGGCUUUAACGCAUCCUCCUCCUCCUCUUCCCAUGGUACCUCGAACUCACAAAAACAAGCACCGUCAUUAGCAGAACAGCAUCCAAAGCAGUGGAGGACAGAUGGAUGGAAGACUGUGUCCUCUCCCACAUGGUCAGACGUCAGUUCUCUCUCUGAUUCAGUCAGAACAAGACUAUCCAGUGAGUCUGACUACUCCUCCGCUGAUUCCAGUGUAGAGUCAAUAAAACAAGUCAAGAGGAAAGCACAGGAGAGCAAAAAGAAGAAUAACAAUGUGCACAGUAACACAGUGGACAAGAAAAAUUCUGAGCUCUACAAAAACUCCAAUGCAGAAAGUGCGGUCUCGAAAACUGACGUAGACGGCAAAGUUCUGAAAAAGCAUAAAGUGAAGCACAAGCACAAAAAUAAGGAAAAGGACAAGGCUCCUAGUCUAGUGCUUAAUCAAGACAUGAAUGAGAAAUUUGUCAAGAGCUAUUCUUUUGAUUAUGAUGAUUCUAGGCAGAAGUCCCUAAUCGUUGAGUCAGAGUCACCAGCUGAGAGCAAAGUCAAGUUAUCCAAACAUGAAAAAGACCAUUCGAAAAAGGAGGACAGGCUUUUGAAAAGUAAGUCUGAUGAUAAGGAUUGGUCGUCUGGGAAAGACCUGCACAGAACGACAAAGGAAGAGAAAAACAAAAAAUCUAAGGACUCCACCAAGGACAAGACCAGUAAGGAGGAGAGGGAGAAACCAGUAAAACCUGACAAGGAGAGAGCUGUCAAAGAGAAGGAGAAGCCCAAGGAGGAUAAACAAAAAGCUCACAAAGAGGAGAGGAAGAAAAAGUCCAAGGAGAAGUCCUCCUCAAAGGCAGACCGGAAAAGUGAGCAGAAAGAGGAAAAACAUCUUAAGGUGGACAAGGAGAAAAACACCAAGGAGGAAAAAGAGAAAUGUAAAAAAGACAAGGCACCGAAGGAAGAGUCUGAGUAUGAAGGCUAUGACGUCAACAACCAUUUCCUCAACCUUGAUGACACAAAGCUCAGUGCCUCAGACGACCACCAUGACAGAUGGGGCUCCGAGAUGUCCUCUGACUCCUCCCUCUACGAAGAUGACAGUUGGGAUGCUCCCAUUAAAGAGUACAAGGAAUACAAAGCCAACAACGCUGUUAAACUCAUUGUUGAGACUGUUAAGGAAGAGACCAGGAGGAAAGAAAUCAAAGUCAAGGACAAGAAAUCGGAUCACAGUGAGAAAAGGUCAGAGAAGGAAGCCACAUCUAGAAAGAAAGACAAAGACUCCUCUGAAAAGACAAACGAAAAGAAAAAAGACUGGUCUGAAAAACAAAAAUUAAACUUGAGUCACUCAGUCGAAAAAGAAAAGAAGCGGAAGGAGUCCACAGAAGUGGUUAAAGACAAAAAGGACAAGGAUUCUUUGGACAACAGUCGAGACCGUAAAGAUUCACACGAGUCCAUAAAGGAUAGAAAGGACAUGAAAAUCAAACAGGAAUCUACAAGAGAUGAUUUUUGCAAUGAUGCUUUCUUUAAAGACAUUGAUGCUGCAAAAUCAUGUGAUGUCCGAGAGAGAAACUACUCUGGAAAGGAGAAAGAGAAGAAGGGGGACGGCACAGACAAGAGAGAAAAGACUAAAGCGGACAAGCACAAAGACAAAACAAAGGACAGAGGCACUGAUCAGGAGAAGGAAAAAAGUGAGAAAAGCUUGACAGAAAAACCUGCCAAGGAAAAGGAUACAGACCGGGGCACCAAAGACAAGAAGGAGGUAGUAAAAGACAAACACAAAGAGUCUCACGGCAAAGACAAAGAUCGAAAGAUGUCUUCAGAACAGACCAAGGAGAAGAAAGAAAAGGCCUCUCAAGACAAACACACCGAUAGGGAGAAAGACUUUGUGGAGCUAAAGAAAGAGGAAAGAAAACCAGAGAAAACCAGAGAGAAAACGUGGUACAAGAUUGCCGACAUAUUCACUGAUGAGAGUGACGAUGAGGAGGAGAGCUACAAUGGUGGUGUGCUUGUGUCUGACUCCAUCAGGAAAGACUCAACACCUGAUGUGGAGGAGUCAGAUCAUUUCCCUUUAGAAAAAAUAAGAAAAUCUUCUGUGGAAGCUAAGCACAACACUGAAAAGGCAAAAGACAAAGACCACAAAGAAAAGAAGAAAGAAAAGGCUACAUUUGACACCGGUAAAGAGAGGAAAGGCUCCCUGGAGAAACACAACAAGGACAAGAAGGACUGUGUGGAUGCAAAACACAAGGAGAGAAAAGACAGAAUGUCAGUGGACUCAAACCUAGAGAAGAAAAAUAAGCAGAAGCUCCUGGACAAAAGGGACACGAGUGAGGAAAAGACAAAGAGCAAAUAUAAAGACAAGCUGGAACACUCAAAGGAAAGGAAACCAUCAAAAGGCAGUGGUGAGAAUGAAAAGUCCCUUUUGGAAAAAUUGGAGGAGGAAGCGAUGAAUGACUAUAAGGACGACUCCAAUGAUAAGCAUAGUGAAAUCUCCUCAGAUAGUUUCACUGACAGAGGUCACGAGCCAGUCCUCACCAGUUACUAUGAAUCCAUCAGUCUUACUGACGUGUCUGAGGACAGGCGAGACUCCCUGUCCAUAUCUACACCCCAGGACAAGUUCAGAGAGAAAGAAAGACAUCGACAUUCCUCUUCAUCCUCGUCCAAGAAAAGCCACGACAAGGAUAAAGAAAAGGUCAAGAAAGAAAAAGGCGACAAACGUGACAAGACGGAGGAGAUAAGAGAGUCCUACAGCCGCAGAGAGAGCCUACCUUUUGAGAAAGAGUCCAUGCCUCUAGAAGCUGACCCUUAUACUUUCCCAUUCGGAGUUAAGGGAGACGGAGACGAUGACUUUGAGAAAACUUUGGAGUUUGAAAAAGAGAUGUCCAAAAAAGACAAAGACAAAUCUUCGAGUGUCAUCAGUGACAGAAUGAAGGACAAAAAGAAAAAGGAGAAACAUAAGGAAAAAGUUAAGGAGGAGAAAAAUAAGUACAUCGAUGGCUUUGGGUCAUUGAAACACUCCAAAGAGGAUGUAAAGUCAGGCUUGAAAGACAGCCCACAGGUCACCGUUCUCAAAGAUAGGUCAAAGGAAGACAGUCCUAAAUUCGAUAUGAAAAAAGACAGAAAUCGGGAUAUACUGGACAAAGACAACAGGGUGGACCACAGCAAAUCUAAGGCUAAGGAUGAAAAUGAAAAAAUCACUCAGUCCAAAGACACAGUGCGGAAAGACAAUCGGCCGCGUGAAAAACUGUUGGUGGACGGUGAUUAUCAAAUGACGAGUUUUGGUCAGAUGUUGAGUCUAAAAGACCAGGAGAUUGAAGAGCGCCACAAGAAACACAAAGAGAGGAUGAAGCAGAUGGAAAAGCUGAGACCCAAGUCAGGGGACCCUAAACUGAAGGACAAAACCAAGUCCACAGAGGAAGUACGAAAAAACCGCAGUGAACUUUCGUCAAAGAAAUCCAACAGCCUGGAAUCUGGUCUUAAAGAAAAGAAGCUGAAGGAUGUGGGUCUCCCACCGCUUAUUAUUUCUCCGGGCGGGAAGUUCCAGCCUUCGGACAGUCAAAACUCAAAGGACUGGCUGGGCGGACCCCAAAUGAAGGAGAACCUCCCUGCUUCUCCCAGGCCGGAUCAAAACAGGCCGACUGGUGUCCCCACACCGACAUCUGUGAUCUCCUGCCCCAGUUUUGAGGAAGUGAUGCAGACUCCACGUACCCCAUCAUGCAGUGCAGAGGAUUACCCUGACAUAAUGUUGGAUGGGUUGGAUUGUCAGAACUCAACAGCUAUGACCAUGUCAAUGAAUGCCUGCUCUCCAUCGUUCUUUGAAAGCAGGUAUUCUAACUCCCAGAGUUUCCAGGAAGGGACCUGCCCUACCCCUGCGAAGAACCUUCAGCUUUCACUCGUCAGCCGCUCUGCAUCCUCAGACGUCCGCAGGCCGCUGGAGGAUGAGUUUAAGGCUGAGGCUGACAAGUUCCUUCCACAGGAGACUGAUCCAGAAGCCGACUUUGAUCCAACCUCUGCCCAAACUCCAGAGGACAAAUCAGCAGAUAGGCUAGAGUGUCUGUCUUCUCCUUAUUUCUCCCCAUUGGGAAUGUUGUCCCCUCAGCAGGAGCCAGCACUUCCUACACCAGAUGUGGCAGAACCAGCUCUGACUGGUUCUGAGGGUAGUGAACACCUUCCUGAAAGUGUAUACAGCUUCUUGCCGAAACCCUCUACACCGGUUCACAGGCCAGACCCCCAGGAGCCCUGCUUCGACAUCGCUGCACCACCAACACCAGCUCCUGCUGCUUUGCCACCCCUGGACCUCGAUGACAUCUCUGAGCCUCACCACAGUGAACCUAACCUCGUCAUCUCUGAUCUUCCUUCUGUCACAGAAGAGGAGGAGCAGGAAGAAGAGGAGGAGGACGAAGAAGAAGCAGAUGAAGAAGAAGAAGAAGAAGAAGAGGAAGAAGAGGAAGAAGAGGAGGACGAUGAGGAAGAAGGCGACAUGGACGAGAGAGCUGAUGGAGACCACUGUGCAGUGGAGGAGCCUGAGCAAACAAGGGAGCCAGUUUCCUUCUCCCCUCAGGUUGAGGACCCUCUGAGGAAGAGCUGGCCUGCAGAGUCUCCAGACCGACAGGAUCCAGAAGUCCAUGAGGUGUCUCCCACACACUCUGCCCCCAACCAGGGAGAGAACUGUUUUGAUCACAGCAUGGGCUGGAACCCCAAUAUGGACCUCAAAUCUCCCCACAGGACAUACGGGGAAAUAGAGGCUGCUGUCUCCAAAAUAACCAGUCCUUACUCUCAUUCAGACAGUGAUAUGCUUCACUUGUCUGGACACCCCUCUGUUACUCCCCCCUAUGCCUGGAACAGGUGGCACAAAGAGGAACCAGAGGACUUUGAUGAGCAGAAAGAGGCUGUGGCUGACAUCCCCUCCCCAGAGAGACGUGACUCAGUAAUCGAUGUGGAACCUAACUAUCUAAACACCUCAUCCUCUUCCAACAGGCUGGAGUCUUUCUUCCAAGAAUGCAACAAACCAAGCAUGGAGGAUACUCACCAGAUAGUUGAAGAGCCAACAUGUGUAGAGCCAGACAGCAGACAGAGUACUCACACUUUCAGUGCUACAAGUGAAGUCAUCAUGAGUCCAACAGUGGCACCUGAGCCUGUGGUGCCCUGGGCAGACCCAUUCUCAGCUGACACAGAUGAGCUAGAUGACCUGGGACCAUUCUCUUUGCCUGACCUACCACUACCAGACAAGUCAGAAGAAGGUGAAUCUCGAGACCCUGAACCAGCUGACCUCACCCAAACUGUGCCCAUCCACAUCAGACACAGUAUCACAGAGCGAGAUGACCCAGACAUAAUAGAGGUGGACCUUCCAAGCCUGGCUAAGACCACAGGCCCUGCUGGAGACCUAAGUUUGGAGGAACCUACCGGUCAAGAUUUGGUCGUACCGUCACCACAUGACAACUUCCAACAGGACUUGGACCUUGAGCCUCAAAGUGUGCCGGUCAACAACUCUGUAUCUCUCAUUCAACAACAGGAGAGAAAAGGAUCUUAUAUAGAGCCUGAUGAGUCGGAGACUAAUAUGUUGUAUUCAGCUGCGAGUCCAGAUGCCAGUCAGCAACAUCACCCACAGAUCCACUCCCUCACUGAGUCGCUGCAGUUACCCCUGGAUUCAGUGUCUGCUGUCAGGUCAGAUGUGAUGCAGGAGGAGAUGUCUGAGCCUGUAGCAGAAUCUGUGACAUGCAGUCCUCUUCCUCAGCCACCAGUGGCAGUCAGCCUCUCCAGCCCACUGGAACUACCAGACACUCAGGAGACCACGUCCAAGCUAAUACCUGUAACUCUGACCACUGUGUCCACCAUUAUUGACAUCCCGAAGAAAGUGGAUGAAAUCCCCCAAAGGAUUACCCGCAAUCGCGCCAAGAACAAUCCCUCUGCCGCUACUGUCCCUUCUACCUCCAGCAUAAUAACCUCAUCUGCUACUGCCAACCCUGUAACGACCAGUCCAACAGCGAGCAUUAACGUGAUCCCCAUUCGAACCCCAACACCCACCUCAGGCUCCUCCAUCUCAGUUCUGAAGAAAGACAAGGAAUCUGUAAUUCAUGUCACCUCUACUGCAUCUAUUUCAACCCCUGCAGUUUCUGUACCUACUUCUGUGACAACUCCUGCAUCAGUGGUUCUCAGUAAGACGACAAAAGGACGCCCUCUCCAGGUGGAUGAAGAGGAGUCUCAGACCCAGCAUCCGCGGAAGAGGAGAUUUCCACGUUCUACUGGGCAGCAGGUCCAGGUUCAGCUGGUAAACACGGCCAUGCAGCAGACCAGGGAAAUGAUUCAGCAGACUCUGGCUGUUGUAGUAAAUGCCAUCAAGCUGGACGAUAUCGAGCCCUACCACUGCGAUCGUUCCAACCCUUACUUUGAGUACCUGCAGAUCAGGAAGAAGAUUGAGGAGAAGAGGAAGAUUCUGUGUUACAUCACCCCACAGGCCCCACAGUGUUAUGCUGAAUAUGUGACUUACACCGGCUCCUACCUGCUGGAUGGCAAGCCGCUCAGCAAGCUUCACAUCCCUGUGAUUGCACCACCUCCAUCACUGGCAGAACCUCUGAAGGAGCUCUUCAGACAACAAGAGGGAAUAAGAGGGAAGCUCAGGUUGCAGCACAGCAUAGAACGGGAGAAGCUGAUUGUGUCAUGUGAGCAGGAGGUUUUAAGAGUCCAUUGCAGGGCAGCCAGGACAAUAGCCAAUCAGGCCGUGCCAUUCAGCGCCUGCACCAUGCUAUUGGACUCGGAAGUGUACAACAUGCCAUCAGAGAGCCAGGGUGAUGAAAACAAAUCUGUGAGAGAUCGCUUCAACGCUCGCCAGUUCAUUUCCUGGAUUCAGGAUGUGGAUGAUAAAUAUGACCGCAUGAAGACGUGUUUGUUGAUGCGACAACAGCAUGAGGCAGCAGCGCUCAACGCAGUGCAAAGGAUGGAGUGGCAGUUGAAGGUUCAAGAGCUGGACCCAGCAGGACACAAGUCCCUCUGUGUCAACGAAGUGCCGUCCUUCUACGUGCCAAUGGUCGAUGUCAAUGACGACUUUGUCCUGCUGCCUGCAUGACACACCUGUGAUCACAGAUCGAGCGCAAACUUUGUCUGAAUCACUUCUUCAUAAAGAGACUUCGUUGAACAGAACGAAUGGAAAGGGCUAGCAAGUUCGACAGAGGACUUUAGACAAGAAAAAAUUAUAUUCUAUAGAAAAAGUAAAGAUGAAAAACUUGCUCUCAAUUCCCUUCCACGAAGAAGGAAACAUGUUUUUACUGGGGAAAAAGAAAAUACACAACUUGCACUUUCAUCCUCAAACGUUUUUACGCUUUCGUUAGGUCAGAGUGCGAGAAGCAGAAACAGUUUUUGCUUUGAGGCUCUGACAUCAGGACACAGCUCCUCAGCGCUCGGUUACAGUGAGACCGGGGACAGAGAUAUUUUUUCUUCAUUUGUUUUUAGUCCCUGCUCCAAUAGAGCCACCACCCCUGGGAUGUAUCUGCAAAGAGUUAUCUCAGCAGUGUGGUGCCUGUCGUGAAGGAGGACUAAGGUGAAGCCUCCCCUGUUGAUCCGGGGCUCCUAGUGGGCCAGGAGAACCAGACAGAGUCAGUGCUGGUCUAUCAACAGAGUUGCGGUGCAUUAUGUGGAUCUUCAAUGUGGAUCUACACCAAGAAAUCUGGGACAGACGGACCUGGAAGCUAGAACCACACCCAGAGGACGCCGUUUCGGUUCACCGCACCAACUCGGUCUGAGCGGCAGCGCAACAGAGCCUGCAGCAGGUCGUAACAUAGCAGAGGGCUAGCGAUGUGUGUGCACGUCAGGGCCCAGUAUCUGAGGGGAAGAGACUGACCCUUCAGCCUCUCAGCCUGGCUACACAGAAGAGGACAGGCAUGGAUCGCCGAGGACCGACCGGAGUGAUCCUCGGCCACCGUGUUUGCUCCGACACAAAAACAUCAGACCGCCGUGGACUGCAGAAACUCCACAUGACAACCAGAAGACACAAACAUAACGAAUGUCAGACUCAAAGAGACUAUUGAGAAAUUGUGGUUUAGCGGGAGAGAAAUAUUGUUUUUGUCUAUUUCUUUACUUGGGCAUUUCAUUGCUUCUGAGGAAGUGACUUGAAACACUACAGAGCCAAUAUUAGUUUAAUGGAAAAAAACAAAAGAAAACUGAAAAAAAGUUGUAUUCCGUAAAUUAUGUACAGUUUUUAUAUUCGUUAACCAAUGUAUUCUUGCUGCCUUCUAGAUAAUUUAUUUUGCCACACAUUACUGCACAGUUGUAAAUAACCUAUGUACUGUAAUAUCACUCAGUUAAGUGUAAAGAAAAAACAGAAAAGAAAUAAAAAUUAUCUUUUUAUGUACAGUUCACUUUUGGGCAGCACUUUCCCCCCCUUCAUAUCCAUGGGCCAAAAUGUGUACACGAUUCUGUCAGUAUUGGAAAGACUCCAGUGCACAGUCAUACGAUCCCAUCUCUAGAUCCCGUCCAGGCUCGGAUAAGAAGUCUCACCUGGACGCGGAUCACCACAAAACACAAAUAGCUGACAGAAAACACUUGUGGAUUUAGCCAGCCUCCCACAGGCCAACCACCAUAUAGUCCCUCGGAUGUAGCAGAAUAACUGUUGAGGAUUUAUUUAAAGUAUAGACAGAGGAUUAUUAUUCAUUGCUUUACUACACAAUUAUAUCUGAAAAUUUUCAAACCAAGAAAAUGCCUUUUUCAGUGAAAAAAAUGUACUCAUUGUUGGGCAAGGUCACAGAUAUAUAUCAGUGGGGUGAAAGUUGGAGAGAUGUCAUUUACGAGCAAUGCCAUCGUGUUCAUGUUAGUAUGGUUUCAUUUUUCUUGUUUUUACUUUUAAAAAAUUGGACUGAAUCAUUUCGAAUGAUCACAAAACAUUGGGUGAAACCAACAAGACGCAGGUCUUUCAGCAUUUCAUUAUAUGUUCUGUUCUCCCAGCUCGUCUGCUUUUCACACGGAAAAGACUGAAGAGCUGUAACAGCUUUUGAAAGCUUUCAUUCCACAGCCAUGUCACGCUGUUCCUGUCGGUCUGUCUGCCCCUCGGCCAGUGUUGGAGACCAGCUUAUUUUCUUGGUGCUGUUCCAAUUUUACUCACUGGAUGGCGCCAGUGGCUCUGCGUGUCAGAAAAUUCAAGAACCCUAUUUGGCUUUGCAUGAGACCUGUGGCCUUUAAAUAUAUUUUAUGUUUUUAAAUAUAUUUAAAUUUUACUAGAACCCAUAGAGAGUUUAAUUCUCUUAGUUUGGCCGUCAGUUAAAUCAUUCUCGGCUCAAGAACAAACACAUUUUUUAUCCGUGCUUAAUCUGAAAGGCGUUUGGCUUUGUCGUUGUCAGGGAUUAUAAAUGUUAGGUUACUUCUUGAUAUAACUCUGAUGUGUCGGGGGCAUUGUUAUGAUUUUGAGUCUUGCGUUGGGCCCAAGCAAAACAGUUAUGAGACGUAGAUCUUCUCAGAAUCAACUAAAAAGUGAACAGACAUCAACACAGACUGUAGAGGGGGAAGAUAUAGCCUAAUGCUGAAAAGACCAUUUGAAAUCCCAUUGAAAUGUUGAUUUGUGACAACCUGUAUUGAUUCUGUUUAUUUCGUGGGUCUUGGUUUUGAAAAGCUUUCCCGACCUGCCACACAGCCGACGUUCUGUCCGUGUGUGAGAGCUGCUCACGUAUCCUGAUGGCAAUAUUAUCUGAACCUCUUUAAGUUAUUUACACACUGUCAGUCAACAUAGCUGUGUAUGGUAUGUCUAGUGCUAGUGCAAUGGUUGUUGCUAUUACACUGUGCAGACAAGGUGGCUAGAUGCAUUGUCCUGGAUAGUUUUUGACAGAUCCUGGUUGUUAAAUACACACACACACACACACACACACACACACUUGGAUUCAUAUAGCCAGAAAUUUGGUUUCAAACCCUUGCUUGUCUUGAUUUAGUUUUUAUUUUGUUGUUGGUUUCUUACAGUUUUUUGGGACGAGGGGUAAUGGGUGUCGUUUGUUCACAAAAUCCUUGUGUUUGUUUUUUUUAGCUCAGUGUUUGUAGUUUUGAAUGUUGUUGUGUUUAUCUUGUUGUUUUUUUUUCUCUUUCUAAUUCAGACAUAAACACCAGUGGCAUGUCAAUCACAUUGCUUAUCGAGCAGAAUGUAUACCGUUACUAUGCCCCGACCGACAACACCCUCUCACUAUUGUUUACAAGACAUCAAGUGUGUUUCCGUUUCCUGCGUCACCUUUUUAACGGUUUGAGCCCCGCCUUUGUUUUUGUUUUUUACUUCUGUAAUGAGUCUUUUAUUUGAACCACAAAGGCUUGAAAUAGUGAUGGUUGACAUAUAAGUGACAGGCUAUUUCUCCCGCCCCCCGGUCUGCGGUACAGUGUCACCUAGAGCAAUUGAGUAAAAACACUUCCCACUGCGUCAAUUCUCCAGUGUGAAUAUUCAACUGACAAAAGGAUAGAGUUCUGGAUCAAAUUGAAGAAAGAAAAAAAAGACAUAAAACACACGUCAGUCCUCAGAUGCACAGUAGAGCACUUGACCGUGGUGAUACAGAUGCUAGCCUGACACCACCUCAGUCAACAACAUAUUACCUCUACUCUCCUUACAUUCACUCAUAAUGUUUAUUUUAGAUUUGUUAUUCGUUGUUUUUAUUCUUACUGGACGUAAAUAUACAUAUUUGCUAUUUUUUCAUUAUAUAUAGAAUCACAAUUUCAAGCCUUUUUUUCUAGUUUUCUUUUGUUUUCUUUUUUUUAAUUAAAACCCAGACUGUAGCUGUUUCUUUGUUCCUUUUUUAGAAUGGAAAAUGACUAAUAAAAAGCAUGGAGAACUACUCUUUAAAUGGUGAGAAAUAACCUAUUUAUUAUCUUUUUGUUUUUUCUGACACCUGUGGUAUGUUUUGAGUUGAAGUUGGUCUCCGCUGUGUAAAUUUUCCUCCUUGUAAUGCGUGAAAGAGACAUACUGUACAUAGCUCUGUAAAUAAAACCUCCCAGGACGUUUUGCACCCUC
Limanda limanda (common dab) is the source of this 13045-nucleotide messenger RNA. RefSeq names its product ankyrin repeat domain 11 (gene ankrd11). Lineage: Eukaryota; Metazoa; Chordata; Actinopteri; Pleuronectiformes; Pleuronectidae. Gene Ontology annotation, molecular function: protein binding. The transcript has 14 exons. The record is from RefSeq and is a predicted model, not a curated record. Gene Ontology annotation, cellular component: nucleus. Gene Ontology annotation, biological process: anatomical structure morphogenesis. The coding region runs from base 557 to 9142 and encodes 2861 amino acids.